Molecule: messenger RNA, 1475 nt
Organism: Brassica rapa (field mustard)
Lineage: Eukaryota; Viridiplantae; Streptophyta; Magnoliopsida; Brassicales; Brassicaceae
Product: heavy metal-associated isoprenylated plant protein 42
Molecular function (GO): metal ion binding
Source: RefSeq, a predicted model, not a curated record
AUACGAACAUCAUCUCUUGAUGGUUUGUGUCCAAAUUAAACCCAAAACAAUUAUGUAUCUUCCUUUACAGGAAAGUCCAAAUCCUCCAUUAUUGCUUUGAUUUUACAGGUUACUUGUUGAGUUGUGAUUACCAAGAUACAAGUUUGUAAUCUUCACUAUGAUUGAAAUAAAAAGAUAACAAAUAACUCACAUUUGAUUGGUUUCUGUUUCUGCAAGGUGCCAUAUCAAUAAACUAUGGAAACCCUAGAUAUCAUCUACUCUAUAUAUCAUUGGCUUUCUUCUCCGUUGGAGUUCUUAAGGUGCUUUUUCAAUGGCAAACACAACUCAACCUGCCAGAAGUUGCGUUCUGAGAGUUGGAAUCAAGUGCUGCAAAGGUUGCCAGACAAAUGCAAAGAGAAAGUUACUCAGUGUUUCUGGGGUGAGUGCAGUUGAGUAUAACGCAGAACAAGGGCUCCUAAGAGUCUCAGGUGACCCCAACCCAGCUAAGCUGCUUCGCAAGCUUGCCAAAUGGGACAAAAACGCAGAGCUUGUCUCUCUUCCUGGUGAAGUCUCUGCCCCCGCUCCUAGAACCCCUCAACUUUACCAGACCAAGAGGAUGGGGAAGAGGACACCAAAGUGUUUUCUUCUGAGGUGUUUCGGGACUAAGGAAAAGGUUGAGCCUUAUGGAGUAGCAGGGGAUGAAAACGGCAGCGCAACGCCCUUCAUCAACACUGUUGCGCCUCCAAUGGUGUAUCCUCCUCCUCAACCAACGCCUGGCUUCGCGACACCCAUACCAUACCCUCCUCCCUGUUUUGGGGCAAACCAACCACCAUACACAUACACUUCUGGUGGUAUGUACCAGUCACCUCCACCAACUUUCCAGUUAAGAAAGACGCAGUUUCCACAGAUGGUCAACUACCCGCACCACUGAGCUAGAAAAAACAGACGCAUGCCUGCUUCUUUUCUCUUGAAUGAAUCCACACAAGCAAUUCAAAAGCAUCCAGAAUAUUUGUCUAGGCGAUUGCCAUGCCUACAGCCUAUUUUUGGUUAUGAAUAUGCCUAAUAAGAGAUUCAUAUUGAACAACAGCAACAACAAUUUUUUUUUUUGGUCAAAGACAGUAUAAAGUUAAUAAAUAAUAAAAUCCAAAGAUAAAAUAUAUCCAUUUCCUAUUGGAAACAUGUGAUUAAUAUAGAGUUUGUGUCUGUUUGCUAAAUUGAUGAAUAUUAGCUGAACUAGUGGAAUAUUUUAUUAAAACCAUUGAAAACAAUUCGUGCUAAUCGCAGCAUAUCCGUGAAUCCAAAAAAGUUAGCAAAAGCUGAUGGAGAGUGACCUAAUUAGUUUUGAGAAUCUUCUGUAUAUUAAUCUUUAGCGCGCGUACAUGGAAGAGAUUACACGGUUCCUAUAUACUAUGAUCUCUUGCUGAGUGCUGAUUCUCGUUUUAUACCCUAAAAUUAUACAAAAAAAAACAAAACAAAUGCAGAAGAAAGAAAGAAAA